Messenger RNA from Chrysochloris asiatica (Cape golden mole), 903 nucleotides. It is a transcript of the gene SATL1, whose product is annotated as spermidine/spermine N1-acetyl transferase-like 1. Gene Ontology annotation, cellular component: cytosol. Gene Ontology annotation, molecular function: N-acetyltransferase activity. Lineage: Eukaryota; Metazoa; Chordata; Mammalia; Afrosoricida; Chrysochloridae. The record is from RefSeq and is a predicted model, not a curated record.
AUGAACCAACUAGGCACAAGCCAAGAAGACAUGAGCCAAUCAGGCACCAGCCUACCUAGUAUGAACCAACCAGGCCCCAGUCAAUCAGACACAAGUCAAGAAGGUAUAAGCCAAACAAGCAUGAGCACGUACCUAACUAGUAUGUACCAACCAGGCACAACCCAACUGAGCAUAAGCCAACCAGGCAUGAGCAAACCAAGCACAAGUCUAACUGAUAUAAACCAACUAGACAAGAGCCAACGAAGCAUAAGCCAACCAGGCAUGAGUCAGUCAGGCACACCUGGUAUGAACCAACCAGGCCCCCGUCAACUGGACACAAGUAUAAAACAACGAUGCACAAGCCUACCGGACACACAUCAACCAGGCAUGAGUCAAGCAAGCAUGAGGCAACUAGUCAGAAAUUCUUUCAGAAUAAGACCAGCAGAAGCCCGAGACUGCCCUGAAAUACUGCGCCUGAUUAAAGAAUUGGCUGCUUGUGAAAACAUGCUAGAUGCAGUAAAGUUAACAGUACCAGAUUUACUCAGGGAUGGUUUGGGGGAAAGUCCCCUUUUCUACUGCCUGAUUGCAGAAGUAUACAAUCAACAUAAGCCAUCAGGUAAAACCAUUGGAUUUGCCAUGUACUACUUUACAUACGACCCCUGGAUUGGCAAGUUACUUUACCUAGAGGACUUUUAUGUCAUACAAGCUUACAGAGAUCUAGGUAUUGGAGCUGAAAUACUGAAGAGGCUAAGUCAGAUAGCCAUCAGAAGUGAAUGUAACUUCAUGCAUUUUCUUGUCAUUUGGAACCAGACUUUUAUUGACUACUACACUCAUCGAGGGGCUUUAGACCUUUCCUCUGAGGAGGGUUGGCAUCUGUUCAGAUUUAACAGAGAAGAACUUAUGGAAAUGGCACAGGAUGAGUGA